This is a messenger RNA of Erpetoichthys calabaricus (reedfish), 1502 nucleotides long. RefSeq lists its product as uncharacterized. The record is from RefSeq and is a predicted model, not a curated record. The transcript is spliced from 6 exons. Bases 46 to 1485 code for a protein of 479 amino acids. NCBI's taxonomy places the organism in Eukaryota, Metazoa, Chordata, Cladistia, Polypteriformes, Polypteridae.
ACCCUGAAGAAGUGAAGCUCUCACUUUGGCUCCGUGUGCUUCAACAUGACUGCUCCAACAAUCGUAGUCAUCGGCGUAGCUCUCUUGGGCCUUCUCUCAGAAGGCCGACCCUUGCCAGCCGGCAACAAGAGUAGUUUCAACAAGCUGCUGAUGAUUUCCUUCGAUGGCUUUCGGUGGAACUACGACCAAGAUGUGGACACUCCAAAUUUGGACCUCUUGGUGAAAGAGGGGGUGAAGGCUAAAUUUAUCUCCCCUCCAGCUAUCCCAAUGACCUCGCCAUCUCACUUUACAACAAUCACAGGCAGGUGGAUUGAAGACCACGGAGUUGUGCACAACCUGAUGUUCAACCCCAAGACUCUUCUCAAACUGACCCACAAAGCAACUCAAAACAGAUCAGAGUGGUGGGACAACGGAGUGCUGCCCUUGUGGAUUACAGCGCAAAACCAAGGUUUGAAAACGGCAUCCUUUCACUAUCCUGGUGGUGGUGCCAACUUCAGUGGUCAGUCCGUCACCCGAUCUUUGGUGGAGUCUUACGGCCAUCCAGAUUCCAACGAAACCGAGUGGAGGGAGAACAUUGAUAUCGUUAUGGGUUGGUUUACAAAGGAGAAUUUUGACUUUGUGACAUUGUAUUAUGGAGAGCCUGAUGCUGUCGGACACGCAAAGGGUCCAGAGACGAAAGAAAGGCGUUUAAUGAUCCAGCAAAUUGACAGGACCAUAGGCUAUCUCCUGAAAGCCAUAGAAAAGCACAAUUUGAAAAACAAGCUGAAUGUUAUCAUUACGUCUGACCAUGGUAUGACCACAAUCAAGAAGGCCCCAGCAGUCGAGGAGAUCAAGCUGUCAAACUACAUCAAAUUCAAUCAGCUUGUCCACUUUGACCUCUUAGAUUAUGGCGGGUAUGGGAUGAUUUUACCAAAGGAAGGCAAAGUGGAAGAGGUUUAUCAGGCCUUAAAGAAUGCUCACCCUCAUCUCAAAGUCUUUAAGAAAGAAGAAGUUCCAGAGAGUUUCCACAUUGCCAAACAGAACAGAAUCCUUCCCAUUGUCCUCUAUGGGGAUUUGGGCUACAACCUCAACUCGAGAAUUAUACUUAAUGUCAACAAAGGAGAUCACAGCUUUACUAACGAGCACAUGGAUAUGAAAACCAUCUUCCGAGCCUUUGGCCCCGACUUCAAGAAGAACUUCCUGGCCGCUCCCUUUGACAGUAUCAACAUCUACCCUCUGAUGUGCAAACUUCUAGGGGUCUCCCCCACCCCUCACAAUGGCUCCCUGGCCUACACGCAGGACAUGCUGGUGGAUGAUAUUGAAGUGCAACUGACGCAGGAGCCAACAGCUUUGAGCAUCGUAGUAAUGUCCGUCUUAUGUGCUCUGGUUGGCAUCCUGGUUUUGAUAUUCAUUACCUACGUGGGACACACGGCUUACAGACGGAGCAGAAGGUCCAACACCCAUGGGCAGCCAAAGAAUGAACAGAUCUAUAAUUCAAAAUUCUGAGAUUUCCACAAUAAAAA